GAUGCAGUCCCAGGGCACAAUGUGUGGAUCAUGUACUGCUGACAGACCUGCUCUCUGCUCCACUGCUGCACUCCCUCAACCUGCUGCUCUCCUGAGGUUCCUGUCCCGGUGUAACUGUCGGAGCAUAAUGGCGGCAUUUAAAGGGAUCUGGACCAAGGACUUCUGGAGGGCCGUGUCCGGAGAAUACCUGGCCACCCUCAUCUUCGUCCUCCUGGGCCUGGGCUCCACCAUCAACUGGGCCGCCGGCGAGGAGAAGCCCCCGCCCGCCGACCUCGUCCUCAUCUCCCUGUGCUUCGGCCUCAGCAUCGCCACCAUGGUGCAGUGUUUCGGCCACAUCAGCGGCGGGCACAUCAACCCGGCCGUCACCGCCGCCAUGGUGGUGACCAGGAAGCUGAGCCUGGCCAAGGCCGUGUUCUACGUGGCGGCCCAGUGCCUGGGGGCGGUGACGGGGGCGGGGAUCCUCUACCUCGUCACCCCGGCCGCCCUGCGGGGGUCCCUCGGCGUGACCACGGUGAAGUCCGACAUCUCGCUGGGACACGGCUUCCUGGUGGAGCUGCUCAUCACGUUCGAGCUGGUCUUCACCGUCUUCGCCACCUGCGACCCCAAACGCACCGACCUGGGGGGCUCCGCCGGCCUCGCCAUCGGCUUUGCUGUAGCCAUAGGUCACUUAUUUGGAAUUCCUUUUACUGGAGCCAGCAUGAAUCCAGCUCGUUCCUUUGGGCCUGCGAUGGUGAUGCUGAACUUCCAGGACCACUGGGUGUACUGGGUGGGACCCAUCCUGGGGGGCAUCCUGGCCGCCGGCCUGUACGAGUAUCUGUACUGCCCCGACCCCGACAUGAAGAAGACGCUGAAGCGCGUCUUCAAGAAGGACCCGUCGGGGAAAUACCGGGAGGUGGAGGCCGCGGACGAGGUCGCCGUCAAGACCGGCUCCAUACACACCGUGGACCUGGAGAAGGCCGAGAAGAAAGACCCGUUCCACGAGUCGCCGGGCGAGGUGCUGUCCUCCGUAUGACUAUCGCGUGCACUGGAAAUGGAGACCAACCUGUAGUGCAUCCCGACAAUCAUCCCCCCUUACAACCCCGCCCCCGCCGCGGUUCGCCGCCAUGUUCGACACUCUUCCUGCAGCAGCGCUGGCACGCCACAAUAAACCACAUUAAGCAAAUGUGUGCGUACGUGUGUGUGUUGGAGGGGGU
Molecule: messenger RNA, 1193 nt
Organism: Salarias fasciatus (jewelled blenny)
Lineage: Eukaryota; Metazoa; Chordata; Actinopteri; Blenniiformes; Blenniidae
Gene: aqp4
Product: aquaporin 4
Exons: 5
Coding region: 2-1012 (336 amino acids)
Biological process (GO): transmembrane transport; water transport
Cellular component (GO): plasma membrane; basolateral plasma membrane
Molecular function (GO): water channel activity
Source: RefSeq, a predicted model, not a curated record